This is a messenger RNA of Balearica regulorum gibbericeps (East African grey crowned-crane), 918 nucleotides long. The record is from RefSeq and is a predicted model, not a curated record. NCBI's taxonomy places the organism in Eukaryota, Metazoa, Chordata, Aves, Gruiformes, Gruidae.
AUGACUCAGGCGGAAAUAAAGCUGUGUUCCCUCCUCCUGCAAGAACAUUUUGGGGAGAUCGUGGAGAAGAUAGGGACUUAUCUUAUCAGGACGGGCACCCAGCCGCUGCGGAUGAUCGUCAAUGACACGGGGCUGUUGCUGGAUCAGGUUAAGAAAGCCCUUUGCGUCCUGAUCCAACACAACCUGGUGACGUACCAGCUGCAGAAGCGAGGUUUCGUGGAGUACGAAGCCCAGUGCAAGCGGAUCCUGAGGAUCCUCCGCUACCCGCGUUACAUCUACACCGCCAAGACCCUCUACAACGACACGGGCGAGCUCAUCGUGGAGGAGCUGCUCCUCAAUGGCAAAAUGACGAUGAGCGCGGUGGUGAGGAAGGUGGCGGACAGGCUGACCGAAACGAUGGAAGACGGGAAGACGAUGGAUUACGCCGACGUCUCCAACACGUUUGUGCGCCUGGCGGACACGCACUUUGUGCAGAGGUGCCCGCUGGUCCCCGAAACCCCCGAGAGCCCCGAUGCGCCUCCUCCCCCUGCGCCCACCUUGGUGAUUAACGAGAAGGACAUGUACGUCGUGCCCAGGCUGAACCUCGUAGGGAAAGGGAAGCGCAGACGAUCGUGUGACGAGGAAGACAACGGCGAACACAAGGCUAAAAAGCAGAAGCAAGAUGGAGAAAGCUCGGAGCCUCCACUCGACGACGGCAUUUACUGGCAAGUCAACAUCGACCGGUUCCACCAGCAUUUUCGAGACCAGGGGAUCGUCAGUGCCGUGGCCAACCGCAUGGAUCAGACCAGCAGCGAAAUAGUACGGACCAUGCUGCGGAUGAGCGAAGUCACCACGUCCUCCGGCGCGCCGUACACCCAGCCGCUCUCUUCCAACGAGAUAUUUAGGUCUCUUCCGGCCGGAUACAACAUUGUGAAGCAA